AUGAGCUUUUCUCUUUAUUAUGAAAUAUUUUAUUUCAUGGAAUUUAUUUCAAAUGAUCAUAUGUUUUCUCGAGCAGGGAAAUCAUCUACUGAGAAAUUUCGAAUUUUAAGUGAAAAAGAAAGAAUAAUUUCAAGGAGAAUCCAAUUCAAGGCUCCUUCAAGAUUUUCAUUUAAUUCAAAACAAAAACAAACAUAUGAAUCAAUAAAUAAAUUAGCUAAAGAAGAAAUAGAAAAGCUUAAAAAAGCUAAACAAGAAGAAAAAGAAAUAAUAAAGCAUCAGACAACUUAUAGUUUUAAUGUCCAAUCGAGAGAUGACUAUUACGAAACUAAAGUAUUAUUUAUUUAGAGAAACAAAGACAAAAUCCCUCCUCCAGGCUGAUAUAAUAUAUCCUAUACACUAAAAGACCAAAAAUACCUCAUCCCAAAGCUGCAUCCUGAAAAACAAGAAAUUCGAGCUAAAACAACUAAUAACACACCUACAAGAUCAUCAUGAAAAGACUAUAGUUUCCAACAGGCAGAUCAUAUUCCCAGUGCAAUUCCUUUUCAUAAGCAGCAAAGUCGAGAAAGUUACAGUCGAAUUUCUAAAAAAACACCUAACGAAAAGCGCUUCCUAGUAAAUAAUUUAACGCCUACUGUUUGUUCAAAAUAUAAAAGGACUAAAUACCCUGACAUGACUAAAUACUUGCCAAGAGAUGAUUCUAUGUAUAAUGCACCUUGCUAUAACCCUCAAUAUAACCCUAAUAAAGAAGUUAUUAUGGAAAAUUUAGGAAAAGUAGUAGAUUUUGACAAAAUGUUGAGAAGGCAAAGCUUAUUUGAUAUAAAAGAUAUGCCGGACCAAUAUGAUGCGUCAUUUGAUUAUAUAGAUCCUCAUAAAAAAGUGCUGGAUUUUGGAAAAUCACCACCAAGGUUUCAAGAUGAUGUGUCGCCUAUGUCAUUUACACAGACAGUAAAUAAAAGUAGACAAGAAUUAAUCCGAGGCAUUUUUACUACCCAAUCAAAUCCUGUGUUUGCACUUUAUAGUAGUUUAACGUAA
This is a messenger RNA of Blepharisma stoltei, 1032 nucleotides long. Lineage: Eukaryota; Ciliophora; Heterotrichea; Heterotrichida; Blepharismidae. The record is from the annotation of a GenBank genome assembly.